This is a messenger RNA of Caenorhabditis auriculariae, 1040 nucleotides long. The record is from the annotation of a GenBank genome assembly. NCBI's taxonomy places the organism in Eukaryota, Metazoa, Nematoda, Chromadorea, Rhabditida, Rhabditidae.
AUGACAGUGGCGACGACGACGUCACCCCCGGCUUCCGGUCCAGAAGACGUCGAGAAGCCGUCGAUCCUACAGAGACUGUGCUGUUGCGGCGGCAGCACUUCGAAAGAACCGCCCGUUCAGCUCAUCCGCAGUUCGUUUUUUUAUAAACGUACGGUGUUUUCUGUUCUUUCAGUUCGUUCUGUUUCUCAGUUAUGGCUUGGGGACAGUUCGGAAGGUCUUAAAACUCUAGAAAAGGGUACGAAAAGUCUGGAACAUUAAAAAAAUGUAAAAAUUGAGGCAGAGACACAAAAAAGCUACUAAAAGAUGUCUAAUCCUGGACAUACACUAUUCGGACAAUUUUGAGUGGUAACUAGAGGGGUUAGAGCUUCUAGUGGUCACUCAGGGGGUCAACUCGCUUCGAAUGACUCUAGAAAAGUGAAAAAAUUGAAGUGGUCACUUAAGUAGUCCGAUUUUGAAAAAAUCAAUCAUUUUCCACGUACAACUGGAUUAUAAAGAGGCCAUCUAGAGAUCUCUUUUUUAUUAUUUAGUCUUAAAACCUAAAAUUACCUUUUAAGUUCUUAUUAUAAUCUUUCUAAGCUGGAAAAUCGGUAAAAAAUCACUCUAAUGAUCACUAGGGCCUUUCUUUAUAACUUCUGAAUAUUUUUAGGUACUUCUUCUAGUUUCUAUAGAUGGUUUGAAUUUCUUAGAAGUUCCUGAAAAAUCAGAACGCUUCUCAAGAGGUCCCUUAAAGGAUUAUCAACCUCUAUUUUGAACUAUGCCUUUUUCGAACUUUUUCCGAGCUUUUUUCGCUCCUUUUCUGUUUUUUCUACGAGGAAGAUCUUCCGACGGUUCUCCCAUUUUUUAUUGCAUGUCUAUAUAUUUUUUUUUUCUAUUCCUUCUUCAUUUUUCUGAUAGAUCCAAGAAAAAACUGGUCUUUAGGCGGAUCUCUCACACAGCCAACAAGUGCACUAGCCAAUGGGAUUGCGGCGGCCAGAGAAUCGAUCGAGGGAUUCGAUGAGAUCAAUCUCGGGUUGGUUUUGGAAUGGUUCGAAAAGUGUUAA